Molecule: messenger RNA, 738 nt
Organism: Microplitis demolitor
Lineage: Eukaryota; Metazoa; Arthropoda; Insecta; Hymenoptera; Braconidae
Exons: 3
Coding region: 1-738 (245 amino acids)
Source: RefSeq, a predicted model, not a curated record
AUGCAAUUGUCGGCAAAGACAGAAUUUCUGAAAGAUUGGGAAAAGCUUGGUCCCAUACCAGUCUCUAAGAGUACUUUGGUUGGCUUAAAAGUUACUCUGCAAGCGACAUUACAAAUACUUGACGCACUGCACACUGAGUGUAAUUACAACUAUUUGAUGACUGCAACGCUUUCGCAAGAUCCUUUAGAAAGAUUUUUUUCAAUUAUGCGAUUUUCUUGUGGGGGUAAUGAUCAUCCGGAUCCAAAAAUGUUUGUUCAAGUUUAUCGCCUGGCUUCUUGUUUUUCACUUAUAAAGCCUCCCAAAGGGUGUAAUGUUGAUGGAGUUCAUGUUCUUAAGACAUUACUUAAAACCAACGAUUUAAUGGACAACCCAAAUACAGCUAGACAAGAAUGGUUGGAAAGUAUCGAUUCAAUGUUAGAUAAUAGUUUACUAAUGAGUGUGAAUUCAACACAUGAGGAUGACCACAAUUACAAUGAAGCCGCCACUACUGAAGCGGUCCAAUCCUACAUUGCUGGCUACAGUGGCCGAAAACUCAAGAAAAUGCUUAAAUGUCAGGGUUGCCUACAAGCUUUAGAGUCCAAAAGAAAUGAUGGUAAAUUGCUGGCUCGCAAUGAUGUUCUAAAUAAAAUGGAUUUAUAUAGAGGAUUGUUUUACGCAAGUGAUGAAUUAUUUUUACUGACUAAGCAGUUAGAAGAGUGUGUGCUCAGAGCAGUUUCAAAAUCAUUAGUAAAUGUUUAG